Messenger RNA from Ogataea parapolymorpha DL-1, 645 nucleotides. Its product is annotated as Protein UPS2, mitochondrial. Gene Ontology annotation, molecular function: phosphatidic acid transfer activity. Lineage: Eukaryota; Fungi; Ascomycota; Pichiomycetes; Pichiales; Pichiaceae. Gene Ontology annotation, cellular component: mitochondrial intermembrane space. The coding region runs from base 1 to 645 and encodes 214 amino acids. The transcript has a single exon. The record is from RefSeq and is a predicted model, not a curated record. Gene Ontology annotation, biological process: phospholipid transport.
AUGAAGGUGUUCAAUUCGACGCAAUUUUACAACUACUCGUGGGAUUAUGUAAGCGCUGCCAACUGGUGCAAGUACCCAAACGAGCUGAGUACUCAUGUCGUGGGCGUUGAUGUUCUUCGUCGGGAAUUUGAUCCGGACAAGGGCACUUUGACCACAGAACGCCUUAUCACAUGCAAACAACCUAUUCCACGCUGGCUGAUGUUUCUUGUUGGCGGACAAGACAAGUCGUAUGUGAGGGAGGUGUCGGUGAUUGACCGGAACCAGCGGACCCUGACCAUGCGGUCUUGCAACCUAACCAUGUGCAAGCUUUUGAGAGUCUACGAGACGGUGGUUUACAGGCCAGACCCUGUGUCUCCGGUCACGCGUACGCGGUUUGACCAGGUGGCCGAGAUCACUGCCUUUGCCUCUUUGCGCCAGCUUUGUGACAAGUUGGAGGACUGGUCGGUUGAGCGGUUUGGCCAGAACGCGCGCAAAGGAAAGCUUGGAUUUGAUUCAGUCUUGAAAAAUUUGGAGGAACAGUGGCACGGACUUGCCGAUAAAACGCAGAUUUUACUUGAUGAGGUUAACGAAAAAACAAACGAUGUCAUGUCAGGAGUCAACGAGAAAACCGGGGCUUUGGCGAAAGUAUUCGGAUACAGAAAUUAG